Messenger RNA from Telopea speciosissima, 837 nucleotides. Its product is annotated as chalcone isomerase-like protein 2. Bases 64 to 693 code for a protein of 209 amino acids. Lineage: Eukaryota; Viridiplantae; Streptophyta; Magnoliopsida; Proteales; Proteaceae. The transcript is spliced from 5 exons. The record is from RefSeq and is a predicted model, not a curated record. Gene Ontology annotation, molecular function: intramolecular lyase activity.
AAAGAAACCCCCCUGAAGCCCCAGCUUCUUCUGCACUUCUUUUGCACCUCUGCACCAAGAACAAUGGGUACUGAAAUGGUGAUGGUCGAUGAGAUUCCUUUUCCUCCACAGAUUACCACAUCAAAGCCAUUAUCUCUGCUUGGUCACGGUAUUACAGACAUUGAGAUACAUUUCCUUCAGAUCAAGUUCACUGCAAUUGGGGUUUAUUUGGAACCUGAAAUUGUGAGCCAUUUACAGCCAUGGAAGGGUAAAUCAGGAAAGGAGCUUUCUGAGAAUGAUGACUUCUUUGAAGCUCUUAUUUCAGCUCCGGUAGGGAAGUUUAUGAGAGUUGUGGUGAUCAAAGAAAUCAAGGGUUCACAGUAUGGAGUGCAACUAGAGAGUGCAGUGAGGGACCGAUUGGCCGCAGUUGAUAAGUAUGAGGAAGAAGAAGAAGAAGCCCUUGAGAAAGUUGUCGAAUUCUUCCAGAGCAAAUACCUCAAGAAGGACUCCAUUAUCACCUUCAGUUUCUCUGCAACUCCCAGCCCUGCUGAGAUUAGUUUUGCAACUGAAGGAAAAGAUGAAGUGAAGAUCAAAGUGGAGAAUGCUAAUGUUGUGGAGAUGAUCCAGAAAUGGUAUUUGGGAGGAACAAGGGGGGUCUCUCCUACAACCAUUGCUUCCUUGGCUGAUAACAUUUCAGCUCUCUUGUCUAAAUGAAAAUGAAAUGGGGGGUCUUUUCCUUUCUGGCUGUGUUCCUUUUUCUGCUUUGGUGAAACAGAGUAAAUCUGUUGUUUACCUCAUUUUGCUAGUAUGUUCAACAAAAUAAGAGUGGAUUUUAUGUGGUUUAACGGACAAAGUUUC